AUGGUCAAGAAACGCAGGAUUGAAAAUAAGCCGUGGUGCUGGUACUGCGAGAGGGAAUUUGAGGAUGACAAGGUGUUAAUCUCGCACCAGAAAGCCAAACACUUCCGCUGUACGCUGUGUCCACGUCGGCUGAACACUGCCAAUGGUCUAGCGGUGCACUGCCAACAAGUACACAAGCUCGAGGCUGACAGGAUUGAAAAUGCGCUGCCAGGGAGAUCUACCUUUGAGAUUGAAAUAUUCGGUAUGGAGGGUGUACCCGCACCAGACAGAGCCGAGUAUGAGCGCAAGAGGGCUGAGGCUAGAGGCGUCGAUCUCAACAAGAAGAACGCUCCUUCUAAGCGCCAGCGUAUCUUUAAGGGCGUUAUCAGCGACGCGGAUUUCUACUCGCAGCUACAGGCACACCGACACAUUAUGAGCGGUGGCAAAAUGCUCGCUCCACCUGGUGCUGUGCCUAGUGCAGGCAACCCAGGCAACCCAGGAAGCUCAGGCACUCCGACCAACCCCACCAACCCAGCCCCUCUCACCAGCUAA
This is a messenger RNA of Wallemia ichthyophaga EXF-994, 531 nucleotides long. Its product is annotated as Zinc finger protein. NCBI's taxonomy places the organism in Eukaryota, Fungi, Basidiomycota, Wallemiomycetes, Wallemiales, Wallemiaceae. The record is from RefSeq and is a predicted model, not a curated record. Gene Ontology annotation, cellular component: nucleus. The transcript has a single exon. The coding region runs from base 1 to 531 and encodes 176 amino acids. Gene Ontology annotation, molecular function: DNA binding.